AGAUUUUUCUACGCAUACGCAUCUAAGAAAUUUUCGCCAUUUAAGUCCGAAAUUUCGCACAAUUAAUCAUUAACAGACACCUUCUUUAGCAGUCCCAAUUCGAUUUAUGUACAAGUCCUGCAUAUGAAUGGAGCUCCAAGAAGUCCUGCAUAUGAAUGGAGGCGAAGGCGAUGCAAGCUACGCCAAGAAUUCAUCCUUCAAUCAACUGGUUCUCGCCAAGGUGAAACCUGUCCUUGAACAAUGCGUAGGGGAAUUGUUGCGGGCCAACUUGCCCAACAUCAACAAGUGCAUUAAAGUUGCGGAUUUGGGAUGCGCUUCCGGACCAAACACACUUUUAACAGUUCGGGACAUUGUACAAAGUAUUGACAAAGUUAGGCAAGAAAUGAAGAAUGAAUUAGAACGUCCCACCAUUCAGGUUUUUCUGACUGAUCUUUUCCAAAAUGAUUUCAAUUCGGUUUUCAUGUUGCUGCCAAGUUUCUACCGCAAACUUGAGAAAGAAAAUGGACGCAAGAUAGGAUCGUGCCUAAUAGCCGCAAUGCCUGGCUCUUUCCACGGCAGACUCUUCCCCGAGGAGUCAAUGCAUUUUUUACACUCUUCUUACAGUCUUCAAUUUUUAUCCCAGGUUCCCAGCGGUUUGGUGACUGAAUUGGGGAUCACUGCGAACAAAAGGAGCAUUUACUCUUCCAAAGCAAGUCCUCCGCCCGUCCAGAAGGCAUAUUUGGAUCAAUUUACGAAAGAUUUUACCACAUUUUUAAGGAUUCGUUCGGAAGAGUUGCUUUCACGCGGCCGAAUGCUCCUUACUUGCAUUUGUAAAGGAGAUGAAUUCGACGGCCCGAAUACCAUGGACUUACUUGAGAUGGCAAUAAACGACUUGGUUGUUGAGGGACAUCUGGAGGAAGAAAAAUUGGACAGUUUCAAUGUUCCAAUCUAUGCAGCUUCAGUAGAAGAAUUAAAGUGCAUAGUUGAGGAGGAAGGUUCUUUUGAAAUUUUGUACUUGGAGACUUUUAAGCUCCGUUAUGAUGCUGGCUUCUCUAUUGAUGAUGAUUGCCAAGUAAGAUCCCAUUCCCCAGAAUACAGCGAUGAACAUGCUAGAGCAGCGCAUGUGGCAUCAUUACUUAGAUCAGUUUACGAACCCAUCCUCGCAAAUCAUUUUGGAGAAGCUAUUAUACCUGACAUAUUCCACAGGUUUGCGACGAAUGCAGCAAAGGUUAUCCGCUUGGGCAAAGGCUUCUAUAAUAAUCUUAUCAUUUCUCUUGCCAAAAAACCAGAGAAGUCAGACAUAUAAAAGCUUGUUUAUAGUUGGUUUUUGUGCUAUGGUUUGUUUUCUGAUACGGGGAAAGGAUUUAGUGCGGUUGGGGUUCUAUCCGAGUAUUGUACUUUUAAUAUUAGUUGGUGUAUAAUUAUGUUACAUUGUUAUAUUCGUAAUAAAAGUGAUGUGUAAAAAUAAAAUAUUUAAUAUA
Molecule: messenger RNA, 1460 nt
Organism: Coffea eugenioides
Lineage: Eukaryota; Viridiplantae; Streptophyta; Magnoliopsida; Gentianales; Rubiaceae
Product: probable caffeine synthase 3
Exons: 4
Coding region: 128-1285 (385 amino acids)
Biological process (GO): methylation
Molecular function (GO): S-adenosylmethionine-dependent methyltransferase activity
Source: RefSeq, a predicted model, not a curated record